Messenger RNA from Acipenser ruthenus (sterlet), 3904 nucleotides. RefSeq names its product CD276 antigen-like. The transcript is spliced from 3 exons. The record is from RefSeq and is a predicted model, not a curated record. The coding region runs from base 577 to 1665 and encodes 362 amino acids. NCBI's taxonomy places the organism in Eukaryota, Metazoa, Chordata, Actinopteri, Acipenseriformes, Acipenseridae.
UUGCGGAUAUCUGAGAUUUUAGAAGAGAAGAAGGAGGCAAAGUCAUCAGGGGAGAUAGAGGAGGGAGGAGGAGGGGGGAGGGUUUAGGAGGGAGGAGAAGGUAGAGAAUAGUUUACGUGGGUUGUUAGUGGAGGCUUGGAUUACAGAUUGGAAAUAAGUACAUUUAGCAGUGGAGAGAGUAGAGGAGAAGGAGGAGAGGAGAGUGCGGUAAAGGUCUAGGGCAGCAGGGAGUUUGGUUCCCUUCCAUUUCUUUUCAGCAGAUCGCAGUGUGAUUCUUGCCGAGCGGAGCGCAGAGGAGAGCCAGGGAUGGGGAGUCAUCUGAUGAUUCCCCGAGUACACUUUGUAGUGUUAUUUAUUUGUGCUGCGGCUGUCAUACCUCGAGGUUAGAAAUAACCAAAUAACCGAGCGGGGUGAGCCUCCGACACUCCUCUGGUAAAGAACGCAGCAUAACCAAUGAAAUCGUAUCUCGUGCUGUCAGGACGCCGGAAUAUUAGCUGAUCUUGAAGCGGAGUUCCACACUAGAAAAUACAGACCACAGAAAGUCUGCUGAGUGAACGCUGUGGACAAACUGAAGAGAUGCAGACGGAGCGUGCAAAGAGGAUGGACUCUGCAGGAGAAGAAGCGUCCCUGAAUUCACCUGAGCUGCCCUGGAACCAGCUCUAUUUGAAGAGAAGGACCGAGUCCAGGAUCCAGUUAAGGAGGAGAGUGUGCUUCACUGGCCCUGCUGCUGCUGCUGUUACCGGGGUAUUGGCAAUCCUCAUACUGGCUGCUGGCAGUGUGAGCAGCGACAGUGAGAAUGUGAAAGUCUCGCGCUCAGUGAACUGUACUGAGGGGCAGGCCUGUAUCCUGAGCUGCUCUUUCAACUACACAGCUGGAGGCUGGGAUGAGAAGUCAGGUGUGAUCUGGAGAAGAGCAGAAACUCACAGCAUCGUUCACAGGAUCCGCAACAACACGGAUCAGCUUGCCGAUCAGUUCCCUCAGUAUGUGAACAGGACCAGCCUGUUUGAUUCUGAGCUGAAGCGCGGGAACGCUUCACUGCUGCUGAGGAGAGUCAGGGAGAAAGAUGCUGGAAAAUACGAGUGCUCUGUUUACACUCUUAGACUGUACGGGUCGGGCCUGACUGAGGUAGUCGUGGUUCCGGCUCAACCCACAACAGCACCAGCUCAUGUGACAGUCCCAAGCUUAGUAAAGUGUACUGAGGGGCAGGACUGUAUCCUGAGCUGCUCUUUCAACUACACAGCUGGAGGUUGGGAUGAGAAGUCAGGUGUGAUCUGGAGAAAAGCAGAAACAGACCACAUCAUUCACGGUUACCAUGACAACAGGGACCAGUUUGCCGAUCAACUCCCUCAGUAUGUGAACAGGACCAGCCUGUUUGAUUCUGAGCUGCAGCGUGGGAACGCUUCACUGCUGCUGAGGAGAGUCAGGGAGGAAGAUGCUGGAGAAUACGAGUGCUUCGUUUCCACUCCUAGACUGUCCGGGUCGGGCCUGACUGAGGUAGUCGUGGUUCGGGCUCAACGACACCACUGGUGGGGUUUAGGAGCAGUUCUUCUUUGUGUGAUUUCGUGUCUCUGUGUCGGUCUGUGGCUGUACAAAAACACGCAGGUUGCUGCUGGAAGUCCAACAAGGCUUCUAGUCCAGCACAGGCAGUGCCGUUAUCAGACGUGAUCGAGGAGCCCAGUGAAGUCUGACCGCUCCCCUGCACUGCUCAAUAUACCCAGUUUAAUACAAGCUCCCAAAACAAAAUAGUCACUUUUGAAUUAGGAAACGUGAUCAAUGUUGAAGAGAAAUUUAAAAAAUCCCAUUGUUUCCAAGUCAAUUGAACUAUAAUCUGUACUCUCGUUGUCUUUGCACGAUAUCAGAACAAUCCAGCAAAGAGAUACAGUAGUUUAUUCAAAAUGACAUUAACCUCUUCAUCUCCAGGAUGCACAUCAAAGGAAAGAGCACUUGAAGUACCACGCCCUGCCUGCGGACGUCAAGGUUUGCCGUCUGUUUUCUGGGGUUUUUAUUUUCAAUCUGAUCUCUUUGUAUUCAUGCUCUGAGGCAGGGUUAGUCGGGGAGGAGAGAUGGAAAUCAUCAGGUGACUUUAUUAUCCAGUUGUGUUCCGUGCACAAAUCCCUCUCUAUCUGUGAAGACAUUGACAAGAGCUGAAGACAAGCAACGAUCUCAAGUAUAUACAGAGUAUUUCAUUGUAUUAUUUCUGCAGUUUUGCUUGUCUACCUUUUAUUUUAUAUUCAUAUUUGAUUGCAAAAAAAUAUAUGGCAGCUUACAUGGAUUGUGAGAAGAGGAGCGCUGAAGAGUUUGAGCCGUGUUCGGAGGAUUUCUGAAAGCAGCGACAGCACUUGGAGUAUCUUUUACAGUGCUGGGACAAAAUACUGUGAAGCCAGAAAUACUUGCAACCAAAAGAUUUGGUGAAUCACUCCCAUAAAACCUAUUUUACUCCAGGGGGGAGGAAGUGUGGACCUUGAGUCCAUAUGUAGAAGCUGUAGCACGUUUGCGCUUUUGUUGUUUUUAAAUAUUGAAAACUACUUACCUCAAACUAUGUUCUCUUUUAGCAUGCUUGCACACUCUCUGUGUUUCUGGAUACUGCACUUUGUUUUGGAUUUGUUUAAAUUACUACUGCUUUGCACACAACACUGCCAUAGGAAGUGACUUGAAGUUUUGUGAUAGUCUGUGGGACAACACCGCUCAGCGCUGUGACAAGGCACCUGACUCUUUAAGAGCUAGUCAUUUUUUGUGUAGAGAAGGAUGUGGUUGCUGUGUGGGCUUGUUAGAAAAAGUAUUUUUUUAAUCUACUGCUCGGGGAGUGGAGGGUAUACACAACUCAGGAAAGAAAUCUAUAUAAAAAAUCAGAAUCAAUUCUACAAUUAUCUCCUUUAGCGGAGUUUGAAAUUCACCUUUGUGAAUAUUAAUAGAGAUUUAUUGAAGUCUUUAUAUCCAGGCUGUGGAUUCCUGGCCACUGUCUCACCAAGCUGUUCCUGCUUUACCCUGGGAUUGAGAAGGAUCAUUUCUCCGAGCUGCCUUUCCAUUUGGAAAUGGUUUUUGUUGGAAGGAUUUUUCCAAACCCAGGUGGUUCUGUGGCUUCACCGCUUCCUGAACGCUGGGUGAGAUCUGGGUGCUCAGAUUUAUUUGUAUUUUUGUUAUUAUUUGUUUUUUUUCUGAUUUCUUUUAGCCUGCAGAUGGCGCUGUUGUCUGUGGCCUGGCUACCACCUAUGGUACACAAUAUGGUGCAGGUGCUCAAAGAAUAAUGAAAACGAAAAGGCAAAAAGAAAAAGGGAAAAUAAAACACAAUAAUGAAAACUACAAAAUAAAGGUGCUGCACUCCAGCGGGUUUUCCUCAAUUGUCGCUACCCGUACGACCCGGGUCUCCGUCCUACACUCUGCUGUUCCCUCAGCUAUUUCUAGACACUAUCGGGGUCUGCCCAAGGAUUCCCCGCUCUCUCUCUCUAUUUCUUUAGUUUCUUCUCUUUCAGUUUCUUUUGUUUUCUGUCCCCUCCGUCCACAGUCUUGCUGAGCAGCGUGACCGUUUGCUCGUUGUUAGGUCUAAAGGGGCAGAUCUGAGGAAACACCAAAGUAUUAAUGUAUAGGUCCAGCAAGCCCCGCCUCCCAGCCACUCAGAGAGCAAGAAAGCCCACACACCCUCUUCCACGCCUCUCACCUCCCUGCCAUGACUGACAGACAGGUCCCACGGGACUGCCGCCUCUUCCUGCAGCACUGUGCAUACGUCAGACAGCCAGUCCAGGUCUCCCCUGUUACAGCAUUACAUAAUGAAACUUGAAUAUUUCUAUUAUGUAUAUAAAACAUUUAUUUUACUGUAUACAUUUUGCUAACUAAUAUAUAUGUUUUGUUAUGCAAAAAUAAAAUUGAAAAAAAGAUCAAUCUUUUGUGCCUGUCUUGCUUUAUUGAA